UCCCAGAGUCUUGCAUCCAUUUCUCUCUGUUUCUCGCCGCCGCGGUCAUCGAUGAAUUCAACUGCUCAGCUUCUUCUCCGGCAAACGCUUUCCUUCCAUUCAUCUCUGUCUAUCGGAGGGGCGUCCAGGGAACAAAUUUAUCGUCAUAAAUCGUCUUACUCAUCGCUUCAAGGUCUUACUCUUAGAUAUGACACGCCGAUCGCUCCAUUGCUGCGGAGCUCCUCGAGAAUCCAACUUUUUAGUAGUAGGUGCAUACCCAAGGAGAAAAUAGCAGAUGGGUUCGACUCAGAUCGAUCUUUCACUAAUCUUCCUGAAAGUGAUCAGGUUCUUAUUGAGAAAGGAAAUUCAUUUUUGGAAAUAUUGAAGGGAUCAAACUCAAUUCUACCUCAAGUAGUCCUUGCUAGUACUAUUCUGGCCCUUGUUUAUCCUCCUUCUUUCACAUGGUUUACUAGUAGAUACUACGCCCCUGCUCUUGGCUUCUUAAUGUUUGCUGUUGGAGUAAAUUCAAGUGAAAGUGACUUCAUUGAAGCUUUCAACAGACCAGCUGCUAUUUUUGCUGGUUAUAUUGGCCAGUUUGUUGUGAAGCCAUUACUUGGUUACCUUUUCGGGACAAUCUCAAUGAUUCUUCUUCGUCUCCCAACUUCUUUGGGCGCGGGGAUUAUGCUGACUGCUUGUGUGAGCGGAGCCCAGCUCUCUAAUUAUGCUACUUUUCUAACCGAUCCUCAAAUGGCGCCUUUAAGCAUUGUUAUGACUUCGUUAUCAACUGCCUCUGCUGUUUUCGUGACUCCGAUUUUGUCGCUCCUGCUUAUUGGAAAGAGAUUACCUGUUGAUGUAAUAGGAAUGGUUUCCAGUAUUACGCAGAUUGUGAUGGUGCCUAUUGCUGCUGGGUUACUUUUGAAUAGGUUCUUACCUCGGUUAUCCGCUGCCAUUAGACCGUUUUUACCACCACUGUCAGUAAUAGUGACUGCUCUAUGCGUUGGAGCACCACUUGCGAUUAACAUCCAAUCUGUUAUGUCCUCAUUUGGAGCUUCAGUCCUUUUACUUGUUGUCGCGUUUCAUCUUUCAGCAUUUGUUGCCGGCUAUUUUCUAGGUGGAGUUGCCUUUAGUAAUGCCCAUGAUGUAAAAGCUUUACAAAGAACAUUAUCAUAUGAGACGGGAAUGCAGAGCAGUCUUCUGGCACUUGCACUUGCAAAUAAAUUCUUCAAAGACCCGCUUGUGGGCGUCCCUCCAGCCAUAUCAGUUGUGAUCAUGUCCCUCAUGGGUUUCUCACUUGUCAUGCUGUGGUCGUCCAAGAGAAAAGAUGUCCCUGUUUGAUUUGAUGGAGCAAAACUUUCUUUCUUAUUGUAUUCUUAGAGAGUCUGGGCUGGAAAAUGUAGAAGCUUUUCAUUUGUUUGAACCAUUCAACUGUAUAAACCCGUUCUUGAUUUUUAAUAAUAAAGUUUAGAAGAAAAAAGACUCAAUUUUAA
Molecule: messenger RNA, 1466 nt
Organism: Impatiens glandulifera
Lineage: Eukaryota; Viridiplantae; Streptophyta; Magnoliopsida; Ericales; Balsaminaceae
Product: probable sodium/metabolite cotransporter BASS5, chloroplastic
Exons: 7
Coding region: 52-1314 (420 amino acids)
Cellular component (GO): membrane
Source: RefSeq, a predicted model, not a curated record